Lolium rigidum is the source of this 1677-nucleotide messenger RNA. RefSeq names its product L-ascorbate oxidase homolog. Bases 1 to 1677 code for a protein of 558 amino acids. The transcript has 2 exons. Gene Ontology annotation, molecular function: oxidoreductase activity; copper ion binding. The record is from RefSeq and is a predicted model, not a curated record. Lineage: Eukaryota; Viridiplantae; Streptophyta; Magnoliopsida; Poales; Poaceae.
AUGGCGGCGACGACAAUGCGCGCGACGGCGGCGGGGGGCGUCCUCCUGCUAGCGCUGCUGCUGGUGUCGACGAACGUGGGAUGGGCCGAGGACCCGUACGUGUUCUUCGAGUGGCACGUGACGUACGGGACCAAGUCCCUUCUCGGCGUUCCCCAGAAGGUGAUCCUCAUCAACGGCGAGUUUCCCGGCCCCCGGAUCAACUGCUCGUCCAACAACAACAUCGUCGUCAACGUGUUCAACCAGCUGGACCAGCCGCUCCUCUUCACCUGGAACGGCAUCCAGCACCGCAAGAACUCGUGGCAGGACGGCAUGCCCGGCACCAACUGCCCCGUCGUCCCCGGCACCAACUACACCUUCAAGUGGCAGGCCAAGGACCAGAUCGGCAGCUUCUUCUACUUCCCCUCCAUCGGCAUGCAGCGCACCGUGGGAGGCUACGGCCUCAUCAGCGUCGUCAGCCGCCUCCUCAUCCCUGUCCCUUUCGACCCGCCCGCCGACGAUCUGCAGGUGCUCAUCGGCGACUGGUACAAUAAGGACCACACCGUCAUGGCAAGCCUCCUGGACGCCGGGAAAAGCCCGGGACGCCCCGCGGGCGUGCUCAUCAACGGCAGGGGCGGCAAGGACGCGGCCAACCCGCCCAUGUUCACCUUCGAGGCCGGCAAGACGUACCGCCUCCGCAUCUGCAACAUCGGGAUCAAGGCGUCGCUCAACUUCCGGAUCCAGGGACACGACAUGAGGCUGGUGGAGAUGGACGGCUCGCACACGGUGCAGGACUCGUUCGACUCGCUGGACGUGCACGUGGGCCACUGCCUCUCCGUGCUCGUCGACGCCGACCAGAAGCCCGCGGACUACCUCAUGGUGGCCUCCACCAGGUUCAUGGUCGAGGCCAGCUCCGCCUCCGCCGUCAUCCGCUACGCCGGCUCCAACACACCGCCGGCGCCCAACGUGCCCGAGCCGCCGGCCGGGUGGGCGUGGUCGCUCAACCAGUGGAGGUCCUUCCGGUGGAACCUGACGGCCAGCGCCGCGAGGCCCAACCCGCAGGGGUCGUACCACUACGGCCAGAUCAACAUCACCCGCACCAUCAAGCUCAUGGUCACCCGCGGCCACCUCGAGGGCAAGCUCAGGUACGGCUUCAACGGCGUGUCCCAUGUCGAUGCCGACACUCCCCUGAAGCUCGCCGAGUACUUCAACGUCAGCGACAAGGUGUUCAAGUACAACCAGAUGGGCGACUCACCCCCCGGCGUGAACGGGCCAAUGCACGUGGCUCCCAACGUCAUCACCGCCGAGUUCCGCACCUUCAUCGAGGUCGUCUUCGAGAACCCCGAGAAGAGCAUGGACUCCCUCCACAUCGACGGCUACGCCUUCUUCGCCGUCGGGAUGGGGCCGGGCAAGUGGUCGCCGGACCUGAGGAAGACGUACAACCUAUUGGACGCCGUGAGCAGGCACACCAUCCAGGUCUACCCGCGGUCGUGGUCGGCGGUGAUGCUCACCUUCGACAACGCCGGGAUGUGGAACGUCAGGUCCAACCUCUGGGAGAGGCACUACCUCGGGGAGCAGCUCUACAUCAGCGUCAUCUCGCCGGCGAGGUCGCUCCGCGACGAGUACAACAUGCCAGAGACCGCCCUGCGCUGCGGAAAGGUCGUCGGCCUGCCGCUGCCGCCGUCCUACCUGCCCGCCUGA